Molecule: messenger RNA, 1805 nt
Organism: Psammomys obesus (fat sand rat)
Lineage: Eukaryota; Metazoa; Chordata; Mammalia; Rodentia; Muridae
Gene: Il10rb
Product: interleukin 10 receptor subunit beta
Exons: 7
Coding region: 44-1099 (351 amino acids)
Molecular function (GO): interleukin-10 receptor activity; protein binding
Source: RefSeq, a predicted model, not a curated record
UUCCCGGAAGGGCGCCGGCGGCUGCGGGGCUGCGGCGCGGGCCAUGGCCAGGGCGCGGGGCUCGGCGAGCUGGCUGGCCGGCUUCCUGCUGCUGCCAGCUCUAGGAAUGCUUCCGCCUCCUGAGAAUGUCAGGAUGAACUCAGUUAAUUUCAAGAACAUCCUACAAUGGGAUCCACCUGCUUUCCCCGAAGAGAACCUGACUUUCACAGCCCAGUAUGAAAGCUACAGGUAUUUCCAAGAUCGCUGCAAGAACACUGUCUCUACACAGUGUGACUUCUCCACCCUCUCUAAGUAUGGUGUGUACACUCUGAGAGUCAGGACUGAGCUCGCAGAUGAGCAUUCGGACUGGGUGAACAUCACCUUCUGCCCUGUAGAAGACACCACUAUUGGACCUCCUGAGGUGCGCAUAGAGUUUCUUGCUGAUUCUUUACAUAUGCGCUUCUCAGCCCCGCACAUUGAGAACGAGCCUGAGACGUGGACCAUGAAGAACAUUUACAUCUCAUGGACUUACAGGGCGCAAUAUUGGAAAAAUGGGACCAAUGAGAAGGUUCAAGUCACUUCUCCAUAUGACUUUGAGGUCGUCAGAGGCCUGGAGCCAUGGACAACUUACUGCGUUCAAGUUCAAGGGUUUCUUCAAGGCCAGAACAGAACCGGAGAAUGGAGCAAACCUGUGUGUGAGCGGGCGACCAGUGACGAAAUGACUCCUUCCUGGAUGGUGGCCGCUGUCCUCAUAACCUCCGUCUUUGUGGUCGUCCUCUUUCUCCUUGGCUGCUUUGGCUUGCUGUGGUUCAUUUACAAGAAGGCCAAGUACACCUUCCGCUCUGGGACGUCUCUUCCACAGCACCUGAAGGAGUUUCUGGGCCCCUCCCAUCACAGCACACUUCUGCUCUUCUCCUUCCCUCUCACUGAGGAGCCUGAAGUGUUUGACAAACUGAGUGUCGUCACGGAAGCCAUAGAAGACAGCAAGCAGAUUCCUGCCGACAGCUGUGCCCUGGGGACCCUGUGUGAGCCAGGACAUCAGGAGCUGGAGCCCACGGAUAAAAGCCCCGCGCCUGCGCUCAGUGACCCCUUGCUGCUCAGGUCGGCCUCAGAAGUGUGAUCAGAAAACUCCAAGCCUUGGGCUUCCUGAAGCUGGCCUGGUAGAGACAACCAGAGAGCCAGGACCAGAGACUGCAGCCGCAGAGUUCUCCGCUUGGGAGUUCACUGCUUUAUGGAGACUUUGAUAAUGAGGGCCGAGGGUGCAGCCCGGCGGACUGAGCGCACCAGGCACACAAUGAGGUACGAGCUUUGAUCCCCUGCACCUCAGAAGCAGGGUGGGUGGUGCUGUCUGCCUAGAAGCCCCACACUUGGGAGGUAGAGGCAGGAGGGUCAGAGGCUCAAGGGACACAGGGAGUUCAGGGCCAAGCUGGACGAAAGACCCUGUCUAGAGAGAGAGAGACUUUAAUAAUUAUUUUUUUAAUGACCACUGAAUGUAAUUUGAGCCCUUUGCACUUACUAAAAUAAAAGCCAAUUUAAAUUCUGAGAAGCAGAAGUGUUUUAAAUAGGGAGAAAAAGUGGAAACACCAUAAAAUCAUAAGAAUGCCCGUAAAUCAUCCUCAUCACAAAGUGGCCCCUCCCCACGCACUCCCCAUGCUGGACACACGUGAACAUUUCAGAUACUCAAGGAUCAAAGAAAUUUCCUUUCCUGCCUGCGUGUUUUGUAUUAUUGGUGGUGUUCUGUAAAUAUUCUAUAUUUGUAUAUUGUGUUAGCUAGCUUUCCGCUGUUGUAAAAAAUACCUGACAUAAACAAUUUACAAGAAAGAAGA